CGCCCCGCUCCGCCCCCGGGCAUCCGGUGAGCCCCGCGCCGGGGCGGGCGGGCGGCAUAAAGGCGGGACCGGCCUGCUCUGCUCCGCUCGCUUGUGCUCCUCGGCGGGUCUUGACCUUCCUCCCCUGCAGCCCGGCCGGCCAGGUAUCUGAAGAAAGAGCCUCAAGAUGAAUUUCUUCCUGGAGAUGCUCAAAGUCCUUGGACUUAUGACUUACUACAUGUUGGAGUCACUGGUGUUUUUGUUUGUGCCGAAACGUAAGAAGAGCGUUAGUGGUGAAAUAGUAUUAAUAACAGGAGCAGGAAGUGGAAUUGGAAGACUCUUAUCCUUAAAAUUUGCCAAACUUGGAGCCACGCUGGUUCUUUGGGACAUUAAUCAAGAAGGGCUCCACGAAACGAGCAGACUGGCUGGAGAAAAUGGAGCAGUGAAAGUACAUGCUUACAUCUGUGACUGCAGCAAAAGGCAGGAAGUCUACCGAGUAGCAGAUCAGGUUAAAAAAGAAGUUGGUGACGUUAGCAUCCUAGUCAACAAUGCUGGUAUUGUAACUGGGAAGAGGUUUAUCGAGUCUCCAGAUUCGCUUGUGGAAAAAACUAUGCAAGUGAACAUAAUGGCACACUUUUGGACUUGCAAAGCCUUCCUCCCAGCAAUGAUAGCCUCUAACCAUGGACAUUUGGUUAGCAUCGCAAGCUCAGCGGGACUGAUUGGAGUCAAUCGUCUUGCAGAUUACUGUGCAAGUAAAUUUGCAGCAGUUGGUUUUGCAGAGUCUGUUGAUGUAGAGAUGAGAAGUCUGGGGAAGACUGGUAUUAAAACUACAACUGUGUGUCCUUAUUUCAUAAGCACAGGAAUGUUUGAUGGCGCUGAGACCAAGUGGUCACGUCUGCUUCCUGUUCUAGAGCCAGAGUAUGUGGCUGAAAAGAUAAUGACUGCUAUUCGACAAGACCAAGAAAUUUUGUUCCUACCACGCAGUCUGUAUGUUUUCUUUGCUUUGAAAAACAUCCUGCCAGUGAAAAUCUCUGUUCUCCUUGCGGAAUUUGCUGGGGCCUACAAUUUAAUGGAUAACUUCAAAGGUCAAGGGAAGAAGGACUGAAAAUGACAAAAUUCAGCAAUGCAAAAGCAGAGCUUGUUAAAGGUGGUGGUAGGAAAGGUCUGCUUCUGUAGCAGCUGUGGACUUAAGGUGCCUCACUUCUAGUUAGUAACAUUUUUUAAGAAAAUUGCUUUUUAAUUAGCUUUUAACCGUUUUCAUCUGAACUUUUUAUCCAAUGAGCUGUUUCCUUUUUGCUUCAUUAUGGAAAUUGAUUAAUUGAAAUAGACCACCAAGGGAACCUAUUAUAAUGCCUUAAAUACCAUUCUGCUUCACAAAUUAAUAAUCGACAUUUUUGGGGGGGAGAUGGGACCAAGAAAUCUUGUGAUUGGCUGGGAGUCAGGAGAGCCUCUAAUGGACCCGACCCGACCUCUCAGUGUCAUUCACUGGACCGUGAGGAGGGGCUGUACUGCCAGUGCCAUUACCAUUCCUCGGUAAACUGAGGAACUCAAGAGUUUCCUGAACCAACAGAUUCAAGUUUAUACAAACGGAAGUUUUAUGCAAUGAAAAUGUGCUCUGUUGGUGCAAAAUGAAUGUAAUGUAUCAGUUUGGGGGGGGUUGGUGAUCUCAGGGUUCACAGAUGACUAUGCAUGUCUUGGGGGGGGGGGUGGGAAGGAAUGAAUAUAAAUGACGUUUGUGCUGCUAAUUGACUUUUUGUGUAAUUUAUUUUAAAAGCUAAUACUAUGCCUGCAACUUUGUAGUAGAAUUCUGCAUACCUUUUAAGUGCAAUAUUUUAGGAACAACUUUAACUUUUUGCCUCCUAAGUGGAGUACACUUAUAAGACUAACAGUCUAGAUGGGCUAUCAAACAUCUUGCCAAGAAGGACAUCAAGCUACUAAAAGCAAAGGUAUUGCAUGGUAUAAUCAGGGCUUCUCCUGUGAUUAUUUCAGAAAGGAAUGGUGCUGAGGGAACUGGAGUCAAUGGGACCACUACAGCUCCAGCUUGAGUAACAGCAUCAUGUUCUGUUCCUCUGGAUCGGGCAGAAGGUUGCCUUGUGCCUACAGUGACUUGUUUUACUUUCCUUUUACUCUUUGGACUGUCCUCUGGUAGGCUGAGGAAGCCUUGCCCUUUCUGACAAUGACCACCAGAAAACUGAGAACAACAUCGUGACUUUAGGUAAAUCCUAAACAAGAAAAAAGAUUAUACCUUAAACGUAUCCCAUUUCUGCACAUGCUGGUUAAGCCCAUCUCAUGUCACAGUAGUCCAUUGGCAAUUGGCAAUACCUACAAACUAAGACUAUAGAAUUUAGUAUGAAAUUAAUUGCAGACAUUAUAAAGAAAAAGGUGACUUUUAU
Molecule: messenger RNA, 2372 nt
Organism: Cygnus olor (mute swan)
Lineage: Eukaryota; Metazoa; Chordata; Aves; Anseriformes; Anatidae
Gene: SDR16C5
Product: short chain dehydrogenase/reductase family 16C member 5
Exons: 7
Coding region: 167-1084 (305 amino acids)
Cellular component (GO): lipid droplet
Molecular function (GO): oxidoreductase activity, acting on the CH-OH group of donors, NAD or NADP as acceptor
Source: RefSeq, a predicted model, not a curated record